Messenger RNA from Crotalus tigris (Tiger rattlesnake), 2018 nucleotides. RefSeq names its product transcription elongation factor A1 (gene TCEA1). Gene Ontology annotation, biological process: DNA-templated transcription; transcription elongation by RNA polymerase II; positive regulation of transcription by RNA polymerase II. The record is from RefSeq and is a predicted model, not a curated record. Bases 269 to 1165 code for a protein of 298 amino acids. Lineage: Eukaryota; Metazoa; Chordata; Lepidosauria; Squamata; Viperidae. Gene Ontology annotation, molecular function: nucleic acid binding; zinc ion binding. Gene Ontology annotation, cellular component: nucleus. The transcript is spliced from 11 exons.
AAGGAGGGAGAAAUGUCCGUUAGCCCCCUCGCGCGCCCGUCUUAAACUUCUGUCCGACCAAUCAGCGGCGCUGCACAUCAACGGGGCGCCCGCCUUUUUCCAGAGGGGGGGAUAAAUAAGGGGCUAAUGGAGGGCAGGCUUCGUUCGCACGCAGUUCCUCUUUUGUGAUGUUCCAGCUGUCAUCUGUGGAAAGCGCAGUUCGCGUGACGGGACCUAAUCUCCGUGUCUGGGCCAGUUCUGGUUCAAGUUGACAGAGGUAAAGUUGCACAUGUGGAUAUUCAAAAAUCAAGAGCAGUUGAGUAAGAUUAGACAAGAAAAGGGUGGGGCUCUUGAUUUACUCAAGGAACUUAAGAAUAUGCCUAUGACUCUGGAACUUUUACAGUCUACAAGAAUUGGAAUGUCUGUGAAUGCAAUCCGGAAACAAAGUACAGAUGAAGAAAUUACAUCUCUAGCAAAAUCCCUCAUUAAAUCAUGGAAAAAAUUAUUAGAUGGACCAUCAAAUGACAAAGAAUCUGAAGAAAAGAAAAAAGAAUCAGCAUCAUCUUCACAAAAUAGUCCUGAAGCAAGGGAAGAAAGCAGUUCCAGUAGCAAUUCAAACAGCAAGAAAGAGGACUCUAACAUUUCAUCCGACACAUAUAUCUCUUCUUUUCCCCGGGCUCCAAGCACAUCUGAUUCUGUACGGAUGAAAUGCAGAGAAAUGUUGGCAGCAGCUCUCAAAACGGGGGAUGAUUAUAUUGCUAUUGGUGCUGAUGAGGAAGAACUAGGUUCUCAGAUUGAAGAAGCUAUAUUUCAGGAGCUAAAAAAUACUGACAUGAAAUAUAAAAAUAGAGUGCGCAGCAGGAUAGCAAAUCUUAAAGAUACAAAAAAUCCUAAUUUAAGGAAAAAUGUUUUAUGUGGAAAUAUACUUCCAGAUAGAUUUGCUAAAAUGACAGCAGAGGAGAUGGCAAGUGAUGAACUAAAAGAAAUGAGGAAGAAUCUUACCAAAGAAGCUAUAAGAGAGCACCAGAUGGCUAAAACAGGAGGAACACAGACUGAUCUAUUUAGCUGUGGUAAAUGUAAAAAGAAGAACUGUACUUACACCCAGGUUCAGACCAGAAGUGCUGAUGAACCUAUGACAACCUUUGUUGUGUGCAAUGAAUGUGGAAACAGAUGGAAGUUCUGCUAGAAGAAGAAAUUGUUGGACCAGUUAAAAAUAAUUUUAUAAUUAGUUUUAAGAACUAGGUAAAGCAUCGAAUUCCUUGCAGAGAUGUUUUUGUUUGUUUGCUUCCUUUUAAGCAGAUAACUCUGAAAUUAGAUUUUGUUUUUGACAUGACCAUCCCUGUAGUUAAUAGUCAGAGCCAGGAUGCUCAGUUGUAUGGUGUAAUAUUUUUUCCAUUUUUAUAAGCAACUCUACAUUAAACUUUUAUCAAUGAAAUUUGGGUAACUCUUUUUUUUCCUUAAUUUUAUAAACAAUUUAUUGUACUUAUUUGUUUUUGACAUACAUGGUUGAAUUUUUUUUGUAAAAUUCACAAUGUCAUACUCCAUUUGCAUCAUUUCAGUGUGUUAAAGCAACUAGUUUUUCAUUAUACUAACAAAAUAAUCCAUAUCUCAUGUGAGUAGUAGGCUCGGUAAAUCAUUUUUGCAAUUCAUCAUAUUUCUUGUUCCAUAACAUACAAAAAUCUUUUUUUGUAUUAUCAAACUUCAGAUAAUUUUGAAAUUUGUAUUGAUAUAUCCCUACUAUUAUACAGCAUAAAAUAUGUGCAGUAUUUUUAUAUUAAUGAAUUCUAGUCUACCUUUUAAUGUAUUGAUUUGAUCUGUUUUGUUUGCUCUCUUUUGUUUUCCAAACAUGACCAAAAACAUGUAAUUUACCAAUCACACAGACGUUUGGUAAGAAAUACAUUGUACUGAAAAAUAGUGUAGAAUGAGUUCUAGACCUCAGAGGUCAGAAAUAAAACUGUAAAUUUUCUCUACAAGUUUUGGUGGUGUAUUGUUUCUCAAACUCUGUCUUUAAAAUAUUUGCUAAAAGCAAUUUUGAAAAA